Molecule: messenger RNA, 2082 nt
Organism: [Torrubiella] hemipterigena
Lineage: Eukaryota; Fungi; Ascomycota; Sordariomycetes; Hypocreales; Clavicipitaceae
Source: the annotation of a GenBank genome assembly
AUGCUUCCGCGACUCCUCACGCGACCGUCGCUGGUCUGCUCGCGCUGUAGCCUCGUCCGCAACCAGUACCGCUCGCCAUGGCUGCCGCAGCAUCCGACGGCCACGACGUUUCAGCUGCUGCAGACGUCAGCGAUCCGUAGACAGCAGGAUGCGAAGAAGACCACAGCCACGACGACAACUACAACUACAAAAAAGCCGGUAGAUCCCCUUGCGCUGCCGGAAAAGACGACCGCCGAGCAGCGCAAGGUCGACUGGGCCAUUAUGAAGGAAAUGUCGCGGAAUCUCUGGCCAAAGGAUAACUUGGGCACUAAGCUGCGCGUGGGCCUUGCCGUGUCGCUGCUCAUUGGUGCCAAGGUGCUGAAUAUCCAAGUACCGUUUUAUUUCAAGAGCAUCGUGGACGCUAUGAAUAUUGAUGUAGCGGCUGUAGGAGGCACGGCGACAACGAUUGCAGGUGCUAUGAUUAUCGCCUACGGCGCAUCGAGGAUAGGCGCCACGGUGUUCCAGGAAUUCCGUAACGCCGUCUUUGCGUCGGUGGCCCAGUCGGCUAUUCGUAAAGUCGCUGCCAACGUCUUCCAUCACCUGCUGCGUCUAGACUUGAGCUUUCACCUGUCCAAGCAGACGGGCGGUCUGACCCGCGCCAUUGACCGCGGUACCAAGGGCAUUAGCUUCUUGCUGACAAGCAUGGUCUUUCACAUUGUCCCUACGGCGCUUGAGAUUAGCAUGGUCUGCGGCAUUCUCACGUGGCAGUAUGGUGUCAAGUUUGCGGCCGUCACGGCGCUGACCAUGGUGGGAUACACGGCGUUUACCAUCUGGACGACAGCGUGGCGCACAAAGUUUCGCAGACAGGCCAAUGCGGCAGACAACAAGGCGUCGACUGUCGCCGUGGACUCGCUCAUCAACUACGAGGCUGUCAAGUACUUUAACAAUGAAAAGUUCGAGGUUGCCCGCUACGACAAGGCCCUGCAGCAGUACGAGAAGAGCUCCAUCAAGGUCGCCACGUCACUGGCCUUUCUCAACAGCGGCCAAAACAUCAUCUUCUCGUCCGCGCUCACGGCCAUGAUGUACUUUGCCGCCGAGGGUGUUGCACAGGGCACCAUGACAGUUGGCGACCUCGUCAUGGUCAACCAGCUCGUCUUCCAGUUGUCCGUGCCGCUCAACUUCUUGGGCUCUGUCUACCGUGAACUGCGCCAGUCGCUGCUCGACAUGGAGACGCUGUUCAACCUGCAAAAAGUCAACGUCAGCAUCGACGACAAGCCCGGCGCCAAGCCCCUUGCUCUGACCAAGGGCGGCGAGAUUCGCUUCGAGAACGUCAACUUUGGAUACCACCCCGAGCGCCCAAUCUUACAAAACUGCACCCUGACCAUCCCUGCCGGUAAAAAGGUGGCCAUUGUCGGCCCCAGCGGGUGCGGCAAGUCGACGCUGCUGCGCCUGUUGUUCCGCUCGUACGAUGUGGGCAGCGGCCGCAUCUUGAUUGACGACCAGGAUAUCCGCGAUGUCACUGUCGAUUCGCUGCGCAAGGCGAUUGGUGUUGUUCCCCAAGAUACGCCACUGUUCAAUGACACGGUUGAGCAUAAUAUCCGCUACGGCAGGAUCGACGCCUCGCGCGAGGACGUUAUUGCUGCAGCCAAGCGCGCCAAGAUUCACGAUACGAUUGAAAAGUUCCCGGAUGGCUACGACACGAAGGUGGGCGAGCGCGGUCUCAUGAUUUCUGGUGGCGAGAAGCAGCGUCUAGCGAUGAGCAGAUUGUUGCUCAAGGAUCCUCCUCUGUUGUUCUUUGACGAGGCGACUAGUGCGCUGGAUACGCAUACGGAGCAGGCGCUCAUGAUGAACAUUAAUGGUAUCUUGCGCGAAAAGGGCCGAACGAGCGUCUUUGUAGCGCAUAGAUUGCGCACGAUUUUCGACUCGGAUUUGAUUAUUGUGCUCAAGGAAGGCCAUGUUGCGGAGAUGGGCACGCAUAGAGAGCUGAUUGAUCGUGGUGGUGUCUAUUCUGAGCUCUGGAGUGCCCAGGAGACUCUGUUCAAUGAAGACGGCACGGAGCGUGAGGAAAAAGAGGGUGAAGAGAAAAGCGGCAGGGCUGAGUAG